Galeopterus variegatus (Sunda flying lemur) is the source of this 1002-nucleotide messenger RNA. RefSeq names its product olfactory receptor 5D18-like. The transcript has a single exon. Gene Ontology annotation, cellular component: membrane. The coding region runs from base 1 to 1002 and encodes 333 amino acids. Gene Ontology annotation, molecular function: odorant binding; olfactory receptor activity. The record is from RefSeq and is a predicted model, not a curated record. Lineage: Eukaryota; Metazoa; Chordata; Mammalia; Dermoptera; Cynocephalidae. Gene Ontology annotation, biological process: sensory perception of smell; G protein-coupled receptor signaling pathway.
AUGAUGAUGUUGAAUGAAGUAAAUGAGAGUGCUGGAGCCACUUUUGUCCUCUUGCACUUCUCAGAGUUCCCACAUCUCCAGGCACCCCUCUUCCUGGUGUUCUUGGCCAUCUACAAUGUCACUGUCAUGGGGAACUUGGGUAGGAUUGGGGUCAUAAAGAUCAAUCCCAAACUCCAUACACCUAUGUACUUAUUCCUUGGCCAUCUGUCCUUGGAUUUUUGUUAUUCCACUGUAGUCACACCCAAAAUACUAGAAAUCUUAGUUGUGAAAGAAAGAAUUAUCUCCUUCAGAGGAUGCAUAAUACAGUUUUUGUUUACCAUCAUAUUUGUGAUUACAGAAGCAAAUAUAUUAGCAGCGAUGGCCUAUGACUGGCUUGUGGCUGUUUAUAAGCCCCUGCUCUACACAGUUGCUAUUUUUCAUAAGAUCUGGGCUGUCCUUUUAGCUGGAACUCACAUAUGGGGUGGACUCGGUUCCAUGACACUCAUAUAUUCUCUUUUGGAAGUGUACUACUGUGGAUCUACCAUAAAUCACUUUUGCUGUGAGUUCUCUGCCCUACUCUCUGUGUCCUGCUCUGACACAAACUUCAGCCAGAUGUUGAUGUUAGUCGUUUCUACAAGGAAUGAGGCUUGUAGCCUCCUGGUCAUCUUAACCUCCUAUGUCUUCAUAGUUGUCACUAUCAUCAAACUGUCUUCCACAGGUGGACAUCAGAAAGCCUUCUCCACCUGUGCCUCCCACCUGACUACCAUCACCAUUUUCCUUGGGACUCUCUUUGUUCUCUAUAGUGUUCCCAAAUCUAAGAGCUCGUGGCUCCUCAUUAAAGUAGCCACUGUGUUUUACUCCAUUGCGAUCCCUAUGCUAAAUCCUCUUAUCUACAGCAUUAGAAAUAAGGAAGGAGUCCAUCAGGAAGUUCCUUCACAGCAAACUGCUUUCUGUCUCAGUGUAUUUACAUGUGCACACAUUCACAUACAUACAGAUACACACAUAUCCUUGAUUAGUUUUUAA